UCGUCCGGGACGGAAGUGACGUCAUCACGCAUCGCCGAGGCGGAAGCCAGGCUCGCCGUGGGUCAGGUCGCAAAGAUGGCGUCCCCCGCUUCGGCUCGGCCUUCGGCCGGAAAGCGAGUGGUGAGUCAGGAUGAACUGCGGCGGUUGAUGAAGGAGAAGCAGCGUCAGAGCACCAACAGGAAACGCAUAGAGUCUCCCUUUGCGAAGUACAACCGUCUGGGGCAGCUGAGCUGUGCCCUGUGUAACGCCCCGGUUAAGAGCGAGCUCCUGUGGCAGACGCACGUCCUGGGGAAGCAGCACCGGGAGAGAGUGGCCGAGCUGAAAGGCGCCAAGGAGGCCACGCAGGGGCCGGCCGCCGGCGCAGUGCCUCAGUCCGCCAAGAGGAAGGCGCCGGACUCCGACGGCCAGGACGCCAAAAGGCCGAGGGCCCCCCAGGUGCCGCCGGUGCAGCCCUCCACGUCCGCUUUGCACACCCACGUUGACAAAGCAGGAAAGGAGUCCACUAGAGCGACCCCCGGUAAGACUUCGGCACUCGGUUUACUCCCUGAUUAUGAAGAUGAGGAGGAGGAGGAGGAAGAGAAGGAGAAGGGGGGAGAAAGGACAGAGGGGGACGCCAGCAAGCAGCCGCCCGACACACAGGGCAGGGAACACCCACUUUCCUCCCCGCGGGAGGCAGCAAGCAGCGGGCUGCCUAGAGACUUCUCGACUGCAAAUCCUCCCAAGGCCCCUGUAGUUCCUCACUCGGGGUCCAUUGAGAAAGCAGAAAUACAUGAGAAAAUCGUGGAAAGGAGAGAAAACACUGCGGAAGCAUUGCCGGAAGGCUUUUUUGACGACCCUGAGAUAGAUGCGAGGGUGCGAAAGGUUGACGCCCCGAAGGAUCAGAUGGACAAAGAGUGGGACGAAUUUCAAAAGGCCAUGAGACAGGUCAACACUAUUUCCGAAGCCAUCGUUGCUGAAGAGGAUGAGGAGGGGCGGUUGGACCGGCAGAUUGGGGAGAUCGAUGAGCAGAUAGAGUGUUACCGUCGGGUGGAAAAGCUGCGGAAUCGCCAGGAUGAAAUAAAACAUCAGCUUAAAGAGGUCCUGACGAUGAGCGAGCUGCAGAGAAAGGAAGAGGAGAAUGUUGACAGCGACGAUGAGGGAGAACUGCAGGAUUUGUUGUCUCAGGAUUGGAGGGUGAAGGGGGCUUUGUUAUAGGAUUUCAAGGACCCAGUAUUUCUAAUACCCAUAAAAAAGUGCUCUCUCUCCAUAUACUGGUUACUCCAUUCCUGGAGGUUUGAUAACCUGACGAGGUUGUUGCAGUACAAUAUGAGCCUGUGAAAAUGGCACUGUGGAAAAUUGGUGUAAAAUAUUUUUGAGGUAAAGUUUUGAAAUUUUUUCAGUGUUAUAUGUUAAAAUGCCAACUUUUUCACAUAUAUACGGAUUUAAAUGUAUACUUUGGGGUUGGAAAAUCUGUAAGCUGUAAAUAUUGUACAUAGUUAAAUAUAUAUUUGCUUAAUUCUG
Molecule: messenger RNA, 1500 nt
Organism: Myotis lucifugus (little brown bat)
Lineage: Eukaryota; Metazoa; Chordata; Mammalia; Chiroptera; Vespertilionidae
Gene: ZNF830
Product: zinc finger protein 830
Exons: 1
Coding region: 76-1194 (372 amino acids)
Biological process (GO): mitotic DNA replication checkpoint signaling; mitotic DNA damage checkpoint signaling; nuclear DNA replication
Cellular component (GO): nucleus; spliceosomal complex
Molecular function (GO): zinc ion binding; nucleic acid binding
Source: RefSeq, a predicted model, not a curated record